This is a messenger RNA of Grus americana (Whooping crane), 3787 nucleotides long. Its product is annotated as hepatocyte nuclear factor 4-beta-like. Lineage: Eukaryota; Metazoa; Chordata; Aves; Gruiformes; Gruidae. Bases 84 to 1490 code for a protein of 468 amino acids. The transcript has 10 exons. The record is from RefSeq and is a predicted model, not a curated record. Gene Ontology annotation, biological process: cell differentiation; positive regulation of transcription by RNA polymerase II; anatomical structure development. Gene Ontology annotation, molecular function: RNA polymerase II cis-regulatory region sequence-specific DNA binding; nuclear receptor activity; nuclear steroid receptor activity. Gene Ontology annotation, cellular component: nucleus.
UGUCUCUCUUUGCGGAGGAAACCUUGGCCGUGAUUGACAGCACGGCUGUUUUUUGCCGCUUCCCUUGCUGUUGACAAGUAAUAAUGAAGCUUUGUCAGUCCAUCAUGGACAUGGAUAUGCCAGAUUAUGUUGACUCCUUGGACUCCUCUUAUACCAUGCUGGAAUUUGACAACCUUCGGGUGCUCCCCAAUAACACCGAGGUGUCUAACGGUCCCUGUUCUCUGCCGGCAGAGGCCAUCGCAGCCGAAUCGGCAAACACCAACCUGCUCACCAACGGCAUCAGCUCCCUCUGCUCCAUCUGUGGGGACCGGGCGACCGGCAAACACUAUGGGGCAUCCAGCUGCGAUGGCUGCAAAGGCUUCUUCAGGAGGAGCGUCCGCAAGAACCAUGUCUAUUCCUGCAGGUUCAGCCGACAGUGUGUGAUAGACAAAGACAAGAGGAACCAGUGCAGGUACUGCAGGCUGAAGAAGUGCUUCAGAGCUGGCAUGAAGAAAGAAGCCGUGCAGAACGAGCGUGACAGGAUCAGCAUUCGCAGGAGCAGCUACGAGGACAACGGCUCGCUCUCCAUCAACGUGCUCGCUCAGGCCGAGGCCAUGGCACAGCAGUAUUCAUCGCUGAGCCCGGUGCACAGCGUGGACAUUGCAAUGAAGAAAGUUGCAACCAUCAACGAUGUGUGUGAAUCCAUGAAACAGCAGCUUCUGGUGCUGGUUGAAUGGGCAAAAUACAUCCCGGCGUUUUGUGAGCUCCCGCUUGACGACCAGGUUGCCUUGCUCAGAGCCCAUGCAGGGGAACACCUGCUGCUCGGGGUAGCCAAGCGGUCCAUACCAUACACCGAUUUUCUGUUAUUAGGGAAUGACUUCAUCAUCCCAAUGCACUGCCCAGAACUGGAAAUCGCUCGUGUGGCCACCAGAAUCUUGGAUGAAUUGGUGAAGCCCUUGAGGGACAUCCAGAUCGAUGACAAUGAGUACGCUUGCCUUAAAGCCAUCAUCUUCUUUGAUCCAGACUGCAAAGGCCUGAGUGAGCCUGGGAAGGUGAAGAACAUGCGCUUCCAGGUCCAAGUCAACCUGGAGGACUACAUCAAUGAUCGCCAGUACGACUCCCGAGGCCGGUUCAGCGACAUCCUCCUCCUGCUGCCCCCGCUGCAGAGCAUCACCUGGCAGAUGAUAGAGCAGGUCCAGUUCGUGAAGCUCUUUGGUGUGGCCAGGAUUGACAGCUUGCUGCAGGAGAUGCUGCUUGGAGGAACCACCAUUGAUCUCCAGUACCAGUCAGGACCUCCCAACCUCAACCUGGAACCGCUGCCAGGACACGUCCUCCCAAGCAACAUGAGCUCUGUGAUUCACACCGCUCCAGACCCAUCUCCUGAAACAUCCCUUCCAUCUCCUUCUACAAGCACAGGCAGUGAAGACUAUAAACUAGGCUCUAGCGCAGGACCCAACGCCGUAGCGCAGCUCUUGCCUCAGACAGUGAUACCCAAGCAGGAGAUCUUAUAGGGAGAGGUGGAAGGAGAAGCUGGGAGCAAUGUGGAAACCGUGCUGAAAGUGAAAUGGGCCCUUUCUCUUUGCAGAGGCAAAGCACAGCAACCCCCUGCACGUAGCUGGAUCUGUCGGUCACACUCUUUCCCGUCCAUGAGUCGAGCACCAGGUACCGGACUGCAGCAGGAGCCUCACCACGGGUCUUCCCACCACUGUCACCCUCAUUUCACACGUGAUUGGGGUUAAUGCGCUUUGCAGUAGGACCAAGACUGUAAGCUCGUUGAAGCGGGGCUUCUGAUUGCAUGUGUUAUCACCUAGCUCAGUGCAAUCACGACGCUUUUAAAGCCUUCCGCCGCUAUCUUCGUAAAACCAAAUGCCUUGCACAGCUCCUGGUAAUCGUUAAUGAGUACAGCGGGUCUUGAAUUGUCAGUAUGAAAAGGUCUAUUCCCAUUAAAAAUUUAAUUACACUCCCAUUUCUCCUGCUGCAUGUUAAGCUUUAGGAAGGACACCUACGUAACCCUUAGCAAGCCAACACUUUUAUUCCGCACAGAUGUGGAGUAAGAAAGAUUCCAUAUAGACCAACUAACAUGUAAUGCUGGUCAGUUAUUAUUUGUGACCAGGAAUGGCAACAUUUUGUUAUUUUCUGUAAUUUCCAGUAUAUCUAGAGUCCAGUUGUGCACAUUUCUUGUGUGCACAUCUAACACAGCUCCGAGAUGGCAGCAAGGAUCUCUGCAUAAGACCAUGGCUGCUGGGUCAUAUUUGCAAAGACAUUCAGAAGAAGCAACGGUCCCAACAAAAACCAAACACACACACACACACUGUUUCUCUCUUACUUUUCCCAGUGCACAGAUAAGAUUUUGCUGCAGCUUUAUGUGUCUUUGUAAUGCCUGCCAUCUAACCUUCAAAGCUCUAAAUUAGCAAAAAGAAAAAAAAGGGAGAGGCAGGUUUUCUGUGAGCCAUGUAUUUUAAAAGAUGUUUGUGUUUAAAACAUAAGGUGCUUCUGCACUUAAUACAGAACUUAAUCAGCAGUAAGUGACCAACUAUUAACCAUGUUACAGCUACUUAAAACAAUCCCAAUAGAUGACUAUACAACCUCAAACUUCCCCAAAGUUAUUUUGCAUAAAUUGAACCUCAUUAGAAAGCAGACCGCUGGACUUCUGUCCAGAGGAGCACGAGUUUUGCAGAAGUCCGAUGACCUCCAGACAGCUCCCGAGGGGGUACGGGCAGCCGUACUGACCCGUAGGACACAAUGGAGAAUUCUUAGUUCUGCAACAUCGCGCAAAGCUCUCAACCCACGUGCACUCGUUCACAGCAAAAAUAUGAAGUUUAUUUUACCGACACUCGUGAAGCACUUUGAGAUCCUCAGACGGAGCAAAUACAAUCUCACUGACUGAAGGAGAAGUUGGGAAGAGCACCCAAACCCCCAUCAAAAGGGGAAUACUUUGACAAAGUAUUUGAGAGUGACCAUUCUACAGCACAAGAGAUCUAAAAAAAACAUUGAAGACCGGGUUGAAUUUCACCUAGGAUCACAUUGUUUUAUUUUUCAACUGCCUAUGAUGAAUUUGAUCUGUCAUUAUAUGCCGAUAACUUUGAUUUGAAACAGCUAUAUCUGGAAACCAGGUGCCACUGCAAGCAUUCCUGCUGCAUGGCAGAUGCAACUGCACUUACCUAACAUUGCUUCCAGUUCCUCCAUCAUGUAAUUACAUUACUUUUCUAGAAAUUAAAUGUACAUUUAUACUCAUUAAUGGUAAGAAAAUAAAUCUGUGGGAAAUAAAUUCCAUAUUCUCAUAUUUCAUAUGGACACUUUGCCUUUUUUCUUUAAUUCAAAGCCAAGUUUUCAAGUUUAUUGAUUUCUCCAAUGCCCUAGGGAUUUAUUUUUCAUGGAAAAGAAUCAUCUAUGCCUGCAAAGCCCAGCUUUCACUUGAGACUGAUGUAAUUAACAAUCUAAGAUAUUAGCUGAUAAAAGAAAAUAAAAUUGCCCAGGAACAAGUAGAUAUCAGACUCUGCCUCCAGUGUUCAUCUAGUCUGGUGAAGGUUUACAGCAAGAAUAAUUUACUGUCUUACAGGAGCUGGUAUUAAAUUAAACCACUAUUUUUAUGCAAACAUACCUUGGCAGUGACUAUUUUAUUAAGCUUCUGCUUUAUUGGAAUCAUCAUUUUGUUAAUAAAAGAGGUUCGAAGCCAUCAUUUAAAAAUAGUUUAGUUGUCUGGCAAGAUGCGAGCUGGUUUGACAGAUCAACAUGAAUUGUGCAUCUCAGGUAAUAAAGCUUUACCUGUUUCUCUAAGUUAUCAAUUUUCUUAACAAUUAUAACAUUU